Plutella xylostella (diamondback moth) is the source of this 1977-nucleotide messenger RNA. Lineage: Eukaryota; Metazoa; Arthropoda; Insecta; Lepidoptera; Plutellidae. The record is from RefSeq and is a predicted model, not a curated record.
GCAGAAACAAAACGCCUUUAUAGUCAGUUUUGUACUAUUUAAUGAAGUUAACAUCAAUUUUGUUGUGUAUUUUCAUUUAAAAUGAAGAUUUUACGUUUUAAAGAUCAAUUUGUUAUGAAAGCGAUUUAAGGAAGUACAAUUGUAAAAAAUAUUGAGAUUUAAAAAGUUACUUUUAUGACCCACACAGUUUGUUGUUGAUGAAUGAAGAAUGGCGGACGUUGUGUUAUUAGGAUGUUUGUUCACAUUUUUGCUUAUAAAUACUGGAUAUGCGGGGCUCCCCGGGCUGCUGGAUGGAGACUCCACCUCACAGAAUGCAGCUGACAACCAGCUGCUGAAUGAGCCCGCCUCUGUCAACAAGCUCAUGGUGCAGCAACCUCGGAGGAAGAAAUUUCAUAAAAGAUACAAAUGCCACCAAUGCGAGCCCCCGGACUGUGCGCCAGACCGCGGCGGCGCGCACUGCGGCUCCGCGCUGUACUGCUACAAGUCAGCCGUGCGCGGGGCUGAUGGAGAGCUGCAGCUGUCUCGCGGGUGUUCGAGACAUUAUGAGCACUAUCAGUUGACAUGCUGGACCGGGAGGCAGGGGUCUAUGCUGCGCAAGCGGCACGUGGGGCAGGUGAACAUCUCGUGCUGCCAGGGCGACAUGUGCAACCACGGCGCGUUCCCGGAGCUGCCGCCGCUCGAUACAGCGAUCGAGCCGAUCCCCUCAAGCGGGUGGAAGCUGUGGGCGGCGGUGUCGGCGGCGGCGCUGGCGGUGGGCGCGCUCGCCGCCGCCGCCGUGCGAGCCCUGCGCCGCGACCACAAACUCCGUGUGUCGCGCGCGGCGCUGCACAAGCUCGGCGAGUCCAGCUACUUCCAGCCCAACAUGUACAGCCAGCACGUCACCAGCGCGUAUUACGAAGGCGUAGACGGCUCGUCAGCCGCGGGCACCAACUCGGGCGGCCUACGCGCGCGCUGCGCCGGCGACUCCACGCUGCGGGAGUAUCUGGAGCAGUCGGCCACGUCGGGCUCCGGGGCGGGCCUGCCGCUCAUGGUGCAGAGGACCUUGGCCAAGCAGGUGGCCCUGCAUGCCAGGGUUGGGAAGGGUCGUUUCGGCGAGGUGUGGCGCGGGCUCUGGUACGCGGACGACGUGGCCGUCAAGAUCUUCUUCUCUCGAGACGAGGCGUCGUGGCGGAGAGAAACGGAGAUCUAUUCGACUGUGUUGCUGAGACAUGACAAUAUAUUGGCGUAUAUUGGGAGUGAUAUGACCUCGCAGAAUAGUUGUACACAGCUGUGGCUAAUUACCCACUACCACCCGCUCGGCUCCCUCUACGAGCAUCUAGCACGAGCGCCGCUGACGCGUCAGCAGAUGAUGCUCGUGUGUGUCAGCGUGGUCAGCGGCUUACUGCACCUGCACACGGAGAUACACGGCACGCAGGGCAAACCCGCCAUAGCGCACCGCGACAUAAAGUCCAAAAACAUCCUAAUGAAGAGCGACGGCUCGUGCUGUAUAGCGGACUUCGGGCUGGCGGUGACGGCGGCGCACGUGGCGGCCGCCGCGCCCGCCCGCCAGGGCACCGUGCGCUACAUGAGCCCCGAGCUGCUGGACAACAGCAUGAACGCAGCCUGCUUCGAGUCGUACCGCAAGUGUGACAUCUACGCACUAGCACUAGUGCUGUGGGAGGUGACGGCCCGCGCCGGCCCGCGCCCGCGCCCCGCCGUCCCCCCGUACCACCCGCUUGUGGGACAAGACCCGGGACAGGACGAGAUGCGCAAGAUCGUGUGCACGGACGCGGCGCGGCCCGAGCUGCCCGACACCGCGCAACCCACGAUGGCGGGCCUCAACCAGCUGAUCCGCGAGUGCUGGCACGCCAACCCGUCGGUCCGCCUGCCCGCGCUGCGCAUCAAGAAGACGCUGCUCAAGCUGGCGCUGCAGGACAAUAGCAUACAUCUGGACCAGGACAGCGACGUGCACGUGUGAUUGUGACGAGCACGAGCUGU